AUGUCAGCCAACGGAGAGCCCAAACGUCUCAAGUCUGCCUUGGUGCAGCACAUCACUGCCCGUGCACAUGCGUCUCGUGGAGAUUUCCGAGCUGCAUUGGCUGCUGAAAAGGAGACUUAUUCAAUUUACAAUAAUCUAUUCGGUCCUGACCAUGACAAGACAAAGGAAUCGAGCGAAUAUCUCAGUCAAUUGACUAUGCAGGCAGUCGCCUUCCAAAGGAAAGUUAUGGAUGCAACUAAAGGCAACUCUGUUGGACCACUGCUGCCCGCUCAGCUCCCUCAACCCUCGUUGUCGUCGAUCCUUGACGUACUGAACAUCCUUAAUGGCAUCAUCAUUAUCUCUGUUGGCAGCAUGCCAAGUACCACUGAAACCGCCACGGAAAACAAUGAUACCAAACAGACCACAGAAUCACUCGGAAUGACCGAUGAGGCUCUCGACUAG
This is a messenger RNA of Cooperia oncophora, 441 nucleotides long. NCBI's taxonomy places the organism in Eukaryota, Metazoa, Nematoda, Chromadorea, Rhabditida, Trichostrongylidae. The record is from the annotation of a GenBank genome assembly.